AUGUCUCUCCAAAUCAAAGCCCUCACACGCUCACUGCAUGUUCUGAUGAUGUUAUGUUUGAUAAUGAUGAUCAUUGUGAUGGAGGGCAAUUUUAUUUCCUCCGAAUUAUUACUGAACAAUGAUAAAUUUCGAAUACGUGAUGAUCACGAAAAUGUACUAAAUUAUAUGAGGAGGAAAGCCUUGAGUAGUUGGGAAAAUGAUGAUCAAAUGAUGAUGGAAAAUUCAAAUCAAAUAUUGUUGAAUGAUUCCGAUGCCAGUGGUGUUGUUAUUAGUAAUAACAGCAGCACUAUUCCAAAUAUAUUUUAUUUAAAUACUAAUAUUCCGACCAUUAAUAAUGCAUCAUCUUUAAAUUGUAAUAAUAUUUCGAAUCCUUGUACGAAAGGAUCACAAAUUUUAAAUUAUUUCUAUGAAAAUUUAGUUUACAAGACGGAUAGUAUUGAUGUUUAUGUGAUUGGCAAUUUGACAGAUUGUUUUGAUGGGACUGACAGAUCGAAUUCCUCCACAAGUAAUUUAUUAACAAUGCGGCUGAUAGGUCAAGAUCCUAAUCAAUAUUCCUAUAUGAAUUGCAACAUGAGAUUAUUAUUUACAAAUGUCUAUUUUCAUUACUUUAACCUUUACAAAUAUGAUGUGAAAAAUUUGAAUACAGUAGGAUUUGUGAAUUGUAACAUUAAUUCAGUGAAUGGAGAUGAAAAAAUUGAAACUGGAAAGUUAGUAAUACGAAACUCAAUUUCUAGGAACUCUAAUUUUGAGACUACUAGUGUAGUGGAUAUUGACAAAUUUGUCAUGAUUGAAAGUGAUUUGAAAGUUUUCUUUCAUGAUCUGUAUUUUUGGAAAUCAAGAUUUCUGACAGUUAAUACUCUUAAUAAUUCUUUAUUUGUGGAUAGUUCAAUAGAGUUGAAUAGAUUGUCAAUGGUAGCAGUUGAAAAUAGCAGAUUCGAGAGAUCUCAAUUAACUGCUGUUUACCUAUCCGCUUUGGAAAUCAAUAAUUGUACAGUAUACGAAACUGUGAGAUGGCUACGAUUGAAAGGAACUAUUCUCUUAUCUCUAGAGAACAGUGUCAUUAGUGAGAGUCCAUACGACUCAUCGAGUAAGGGAAUUAUAGAAUCAAUAUUAUCGAGCUAUAUUCACAUUAACCAGUGUAAAUUUCUUUCCAAUAACAAUAUAGCAGUUUAUGUGGACGAAACUGGUUUCUUCCAUACGAGAAAAUCGUUAUUUAGUAAUAAUUUGGGGGCUGUAUAUAUUGGAGAAAUAGUUAACUUGGGAGAUGUAUUAACUGGAGUCCAUAUUAUAUCAUCCACAUUUUCAAGAAACUUUGGAGUAAAUGGUGGUGCCAUAACUCUUCCCAACACAACUAGUGAAAUAUUUCGUUGUGAAUUUUAUGCAAAUAUUGCUCAAGCAGGAGGUGCAAUUUUUUCCACUUCUGGUGAAUUGAACAUACUCAACAGCAUCUUUGAAGAAAAUCAUGCUUUUUAUUCUCCUUCAUGUCCCACUCCAUUUUGUGGAAGAGGAGGAGCCAUCUAUGCUCAAAACCCAAUUCUUUUAAAUAUUGACUCUAAAAACACUUUCCGUAGAAACUAUGCAAGAGAUGGAGGCGCAAUUUAUGUUGAUAUUUAUGAUGACAAUGAAUUCUGGAAAUCAUGGAUUUUAGUACUGAACUGUUUAGAAAACUCUGCAACCUUUUAUGGAGAUUGUUUUUAUUCGAAACAAGAUAUGAAAGAACAUGAUUUUCUAAAAAUUUUAAAGAACUCUCCAAAUGCAUUAGGUUCUUCUAAAUUAACAAUUGUGGACGUCAAACCAAGCUCCCUUGAAGUAUAUCCAGGUCAGAAAGCAUCCAUAGCUUUGACUAUUAUGGAUGGGUUCAAUAAUACUUUACAAAAGCUGCAAACACAACCAGUAAUAGCGAGCUCAGAUCCUGGAGUAGCAUUUCAGACAUUUUUUGAAAAUACCACAUUCACCAUCUCUCUACAAGUUACUAAUCACAAUACCACCUCAGCUGUGGCUUCAUUUUAUGUUGGAGAAGCAAAUGUUAACAUUACUGUCAAAAUCAUACCAUGCCCAGAUGGCUAUUCAUUAGUUAAUUAUUCUGCAUCAGAAACAAGCAAGAGAUUGUGCCUCAAAAAUCCUGAUCCACCACUCCAUAUCAUUUUACCAGCUAUUUUUUCAAGUAUAAUAUUGUUCAUUGUUGGAAUCUUGUUGGGAAUUUUAAUAAUAUAUCUAGGUUGGAAUAUUAAUGAAAAGUUGAAACGUCUCAAGAAAAAGGAGAAGGCUGAAAAGAACUUGGCUCAGCGUCUUGUUGAUAAGCAAGUUAUCUUUUCAGAAAACAAUGAGUUGAAUCCAUCAACAGAUCUAAAGACGUCACUAUUGGGAAGCUAUUAUGCCAACAGUCAAGGAUCCUCUUCAUCUGGAAAGAAUAGAAAAAUUAAGGAGAAAAUUAGGAUGCAAGCAGAGCAAAACUAUUUAAUUCCAAUAGAAAAUAUUGAUAUUGUUCGAAAAAUUGCUGAAGGAGCAAAUGGCAUCGUAUACCUCGGGAAAUGGCUUGGCACUGAAGUUGCUAUGAAGAGCUUGAAAUUGGAAUAUGUUACGGAAGAGGAGAAUGAGGAAUUUGAAAAGGAGGCAGCAUUAUUGAAAUCCCUUAAACACCCAAAUAUUGUCACCAGUUUUGGCGUUUGUAUGAGUGGAAAUAUUAAAUACAUGAUUGUGGAAUACAUGCCAAGAGGAAGCUUGGACAGGGCAAUUUAUCAAUCUAGAACUGGAGCUCAAAUACUCAAAUUGAAACAAAAAGUGAAUAUCCUUCUUGGAGUUGCAAACGGUAUGAACUAUUUACACUCUCUUAAACCAUAUAGUAUCAUACAUAGAGAUUUGAAACCUGGAAACAUUUUGCUUGAUCAUAAUUUAUCAAGUAAGGUAACAGAUUUUGGACUCUCCAAAAUUAUAGGAGGAAAUUCUACCAACACAAUGACUACAGCACUGGGAACUUUAUUUUACAUGAGGUGA
Messenger RNA from Naegleria gruberi, 2994 nucleotides. RefSeq lists its product as uncharacterized. The transcript has a single exon. Gene Ontology annotation, molecular function: ATP binding; protein kinase activity. The coding region runs from base 1 to 2994 and encodes 997 amino acids. Gene Ontology annotation, biological process: protein phosphorylation. Lineage: Eukaryota; Heterolobosea; Eutetramitea; Acrasida; Naegleriidae. The record is from RefSeq and is a predicted model, not a curated record.